Messenger RNA from Taeniopygia guttata (zebra finch), 3701 nucleotides. It is a transcript of the gene TMEM184C, whose product is annotated as transmembrane protein 184C. NCBI's taxonomy places the organism in Eukaryota, Metazoa, Chordata, Aves, Passeriformes, Estrildidae. The record is from RefSeq and is a predicted model, not a curated record.
GAGCGGGGCGGGGCAGGGCUGGGCUGGGCUGGGAGCGCCGGGGCGGGACGAGGACGAGCCGGGGCCGAGCCGAGAUACGGAGCGCGGCCGGGAUACGGAGCCCAGGCGCGGAACUGAGGCGGCGGCCCCGCCGGUGAUGUGCGCUCCGCAGGGGCUGCCGGCCCGCUGAGGUCGGUGCGAGGAGCGCCGGCGGCCAUGCCGUGCACCUGCGGGAACUGGCGGCGAUGGAUCCGGCCGCUCGUGGUGCUGCUCUACGUCGUGGGGCUGCUGGUGGUGGUGCCGCUCUGCGUGUGGGAGCUGCAGAAGCUGGAGGUUGGAAUUCAUACCAAGGCAUGGUUUAUCGCUGGGAUAUUUCUGCUAAUGACUAUACCAAUAUCUCUCUGGGGGAUACUACAACACUUAGUCCAUUAUACUCAACCUGAAUUACAGAAACCAAUAAUAAGGAUUCUGUGGAUGGUGCCGAUUUACAGUUUAGACAGCUGGAUAGCUUUGAAAUACCCCAAGAUUGCAAUAUAUGUGGAUACAUGUCGAGAAUGCUAUGAAGCUUAUGUCAUCUAUAACUUUAUGGUUUUUCUUUCAAAUUACUUAACCAACCGGUACCCAAACCUUGUGUUAAUAAUAGAAGCGAAAGAUCAGCAGAGACAUCUGCCCCCUCUCUGUUGCUGUCCGUCGUGGGCUAUGGGAGAAGUUUUGUUAUUUAGAUGCAAACUGGGUGUUUUGCAGUACACUGUUGUCAGACCAUUUACUACCAUUAUUGCUUUAAUUUGUGAACUAGUGGGAGUGUAUGAUGAAGGAAACUUCAGCUUCAACAAUGCAUGGACUUACCUCGUUAUACUUAACAACAUGUCACAACUAUUUGCCAUGUAUUGUCUGGUGCUGUUUUAUAAAGUACUGCGUGAGGAACUGAACCCUAUCCAGCCUGUUGGCAAGUUCCUUUGUGUGAAGAUGGUAGUUUUUGUUUCUUUCUGGCAGGCUGUGCUCAUUGCAUUGCUGGUGAAAGUUGGUGUUAUUUCUGAGAAACAUACCUGGGAUUGGCAAAGUGUGGAAGCUGUGGCUACAGGCUUACAGGAUUUUAUAAUUUGUGUGGAGAUGUUCCUGGCUGCUAUUGCACAUCACUACAGUUUUUCCUAUAAACCUUAUGUUCAAGAAGCUGAAGAAGGCUCAUGCUUUGACUCCUUCCUUGCAAUGUGGGAUAUUUCUGAUCUAAGGGCAGAUAUCUCCGAACAGGUUCGAAAUGUGGGGAGAACAGUUUUGGGCCAGCCGAGGAAAAUGUUUUUUGCUGAGGAUCAUGAACAAAACGAGCAUACAAGUUUACUGUCUUCAUCUACUCAAGACCCAAUUUCUGAUGCUUCUUCAAUACCAUCUUCACCCAUGGGUCACUAUCAGGGGUUUGGACACACUGUGACCCCUCUCACAACACCGACGACAGCCCCUGCAGUCGAUGGGGUUUUUAACCCUUCUGCCAGUGAGGAUGCUGAGGAAUCACCUGAACUAGAGAACAGCUUAGCAGAGAAAGCUCUGGAUAAAACUUAAACUUGCCUUUUCUUUGAAUGUGUCAAGGAGUCAUUACAUACUUGCCACAUGUGUCCUGUUAACAUGUACUAUUAAGGAUGAAAGUUGAAAGCUGCUGCAUGGACAGGAAGAGGAUAUGGUAUGACUCUAACUGACAUCUGAAUCCAGAAUCUAUAAUGGACAUGAGCAUCUGUGAGUACCCCAUGGAUAUGAAACACGCACACUGUAAAGGUUUCUGCAUAAAUUUAAGCGUCAUCUCCUUAAAAUGCUUAACGCUUCCAUGUCACAUCAAAAUUACACUAAAUUUCACUAGUGCAAAAGAAACAUUUUAAAAAAUCCUCUCCUCAUAUAAAAAUGAAGUGCAAGUACAACCAGCAAUGGGAAAGCCUAAUUUCAAGAAUGUAUUUUAAGGAGAGCAGUAGCAAAAACUGUGUUAACUUUGCUUGUCUUAAUGACGGUUAAUGUCCAUACCCAAUGCUGAAUGGAACGUGGGUGAAUGAUAGCUUCUGUAGAGAUGCCACCUUCUUCCCAUUCCUACAUAGCUAAAGUCCUUUCAUGAAGGUAAGUUACUACUAAGCAUUAGUAAAGAAUGUCUACAAAGAAAACAUUCCCUGCAGCUCUUGCUAUCAAAGUCCAUGCCCAGAUCAUAUGACUGGUGUAUCUGUUGUCUUUGAGGCUCACGGUUUGUAAGUCUUUUAUAUCCGGAAGAGACAGCCAGGAUGGUAGGUUUUGGAUUAAUACUUUACCUUGACUAUUCUUUUCCCUAGCCUUCUAAAAUAAGAAUAACGGUUACUUACCUUAAAAUACAUGGAGGGGGAAUGAAGGAUAUCAAAAAGGAAGUAGAAAACAAAACUGAUUUCUUUAUUUUGGGCUGCAGUAAAUUCUUUAACACUUAAGGUUUUUUUAAGCUGUUAAAGCAGGAUAUCUUGUGUCUGUAGUAAUUUGUGUUCUUAAAUUUGUGUCUGUGUGUGAUAGUAUUAUGCUUCUAGUAUAGCCUGGAUUCAAAUGUAAUAGCUGGUUUUUUCCCCAGAGAAGACCUUUGCUGAGGUAAAACUAUGUAGCUAGUCUAAUACUGGAGCUGCUAGGACUAAAUUUCAGCCUAAGAAGCAGUACACUUGUAUCAAAAUGUUACUUUGCAAAAACUGACAAUGUCGGAGAGGUAUUGUUUUUAUCCCAUUAUCAGAUUUUUACUAUUAUUGCAUGUUUGCAAUCUGACAAAAACAACCAAAUCAGUAGAACACUACUUUUUAAAUGACAAGAUCUUAAGUUUCUUUUUCAGCAUUGUUAGCAUUUCCAGGAUAAAUGUUUAACUUCUGGCUGUCAGUAAAUUCAUCUUAAGUGCUUUUUUUGCAGUACUAGUGUGAUGUAAAUAUUGCGCCUUACUCACUAGGCUGCAUAUUUUAUAGCUGAGUAUGUACUUGCUGUAUCUGAAGUUAGUGAGAAAGUGGAAAUCAUUAUUUUCAAUUUGCCAACUCAUUGCCUUUGUUGUAAAUAAGCAAUUAAAGAUUUUAUUUAAACGGUUCACCUUCGAUCAAUCUGAUUUACUAUUACAGUAAUUUAAGAGCGUGAAUAAGACAUGACUACAACUGUCCUUAUGGACGAAGAGGAUCUUAAGUAGAACUGCUACAAGAGUUUGUGCUUUCAGUAUUUCAUGGCUUGUACUGUAAAGGGAAUUCUUGUUUGGGCUUAUGAAGAAUCAGAAUCUUCUAAUGCAUGCUUGAUCCCAGGUAUCACCUUAGGCAGGUUCACAAUGCAUUGGGACUUCAGUGCCCACUGCAGCCACUACCGGAAAUAACCUGAUUUCCUGCAUGUAUACAGGUAAAAAGGGUAGGAGUAAUAUCUGAGGGAGCAGGGCUGCUGCAUGCAGACUAGCUACUGUGCUCUAGCUCUUCAAAAACCUCACUCUGAAGAAAUUUUUUCAACACUUGAAGUUAUAUCUGUUUGGUGUAAAACUAAGGUGCAGAGAGGACCUUGAUAGGAAAAAAGCUGUUUAAGUGUCUUGGUUACUUCUUUCAGAGUAUUUCUUGACAGCUACUAAGUUGUUUUAUUAUUAUUCAGUUAUUCAAUUUGCACAAUGUAAUAUUCCUGGGGGGAAAGUUAUUUUUUUAAUUGCAGUAGCUUACAGGAUUGUACCUUUCCCUAAAGACUGCUACUGAAUUUUAAAAAUAAAUACAAAUCUUGCAAUGAUA